Molecule: messenger RNA, 2586 nt
Organism: Sycon ciliatum
Lineage: Eukaryota; Metazoa; Porifera; Calcarea; Leucosolenida; Sycettidae
Product: pre-mRNA-splicing factor SLU7-like
Exons: 17
Coding region: 167-1897 (576 amino acids)
Biological process (GO): mRNA splicing, via spliceosome
Cellular component (GO): spliceosomal complex
Molecular function (GO): pre-mRNA 3'-splice site binding
Source: RefSeq, a predicted model, not a curated record
GUGAAGACUACAGGAUCAAUGCUGUGAUUUUGUCGACAACAAUUUUGGUUGUUCGAGGUGGAGAAUAGCCCCAUAGCUUUUGCUGGGACUGGCUGUGUUUGAAGCAAUGUGAUUUAUCUCCUGGAGUUGGUCAGUCCAUUACAAGCGGCCCUCGCGCGGGGCCGAAAUGGCUACCGGUGGCUCAGCUAGAGAGGAUUGGAAGAAACGCAAAGAGCUUGAGGAGGCUCGAAAGGCUGGUACAGCUCCGGCAGAAACUGACGAAGAUGGAAGGGACAUCAACCCCCAUAUUCCUCAGUACAUUUCUGAAGCACCAUGGUACGUGUCGCUGAACCGUCCCUCACUGAGACAUCAGCGCCAGCAGCCGGAGAAACUACAGAAGUUUGAUUCAUCCUGGUAUCUGAAAGGAUUAAAAUCGGGUCAAACGGUUACGAAAUUCCGCUCCGGUGCAUGUGAAAACUGCGGCUCCAUGACACACAAGAAGAAAGACUGCUUAGAGCGGCCGCGUAAAGUUGGGGCAAAGUUUUCCGGUGAGAACCUGUGCCCCGACGAGCACCUACCAGACCAGUUGGCGCACGACUUUGAUGGGAAGCGAGAUCGAUGGAACGGCUAUGAUGCGGACGACUAUCAGAAAGUCAUAGAGCACCAUCAUCAGAUCGAAAUGGCCAAGCGACGACUGAAAGCCGAGAGUCUUCAAGAAGAGUCGAAGAAAGCCAUUGAGAAUGCCAAGUCGAAGAAGGACAAGACGGAUGACAACGGCAACGUUGACGACGACGAAUCCUCUUCGAGCUCGGACGAAGACGACAACAAGCUGAACAAGGACGAUUCUGAGGAGGAUGACGAAGAUAAGUAUGCAGACCGUGUGGACAUGCCGGGAACGAAGUUCGACAGCAAGCAUCGCACAACCAUCCGUAACUUGCGUAUUCGUGAAGAUACCGCCAAGUACUUGUACAAUUUGGAUCCAAACUCUGCUCAUUACGACCCCAAGACACGUUCCAUGCGUGACAACCCGUUCAGGAACAGCGCUCGUGACGACACUCUGUAUCGGGGCGAGAACUUUGUGCGCCACACGGGAGAAGUCGACACAAUGGCACAUCAACAAUUGUUUGCCUGGGAGGCGAAAGACAAAGGUCUAGAUGUCCAUCAACAGGCAGACCCCACCAAGAUGGAGCUGCUCUAUUCCGACUUCCGCAAGAAGAAGGAGAACUUCAAGCAGGACGUCAAGGAGGGCAUUUUGGAAAAGUAUGGUGGACAACAGCAUCUGGAUGCACCGCCGGCCGAGCUUCUGUUAGCGCAAACUGAAAAUUACGUUGAGUACUCGCGGACAGGUCAUGUAAUCAAGGGUCAGGAGAAAGCGAUCACAAAGUCCAAGUACGAGGAGGAUAUCUACAUCAACAACCAUUCAGCAGUGUAUGGCUCGUACUGGGAGUCUGGUCAGUGGGGGUUUGCCUGCUGUCAUUCCUUUGUCAAGAUGUCGUACUGUACUGGAGAACAGGGCAAGAUUGCUGCACGGAGUCGCCAUGCGCAGAUGAAGACCAUCCUCGCUGAGAAGCAGAAGACGCUGGUCGAGAUGCAUAAGGCAAAGAGAGAGCAAGAAGAGGAGGCCGAGCGGAAAAAGAAGAAGAAAAAGAAGAAGGGCAAGCACAAGAGAAAGCAUUCGGAGUCGGACUCUGAGGACGAGGCUGCGCAGUCUGCAGCUAAGCUAGCCAAGGCAAUCAAGGACGAGAAGCUGCGUCGCAUGGAGGUGGAACGUGUAAUGGGCAUGGACGAACGGAAGCGCCCGUACAACUCCAUGCACGCAGACUCCGGUAAGCAGCCGACCGAGGAAGAGAUCGAGGCGUUUCACCGUACCAAGGUGCAUGCCGAUGACCCGAUGGCAAACUUCAUCGACGCGGUCUAGACGGACGUGUACACGGCGAAGAGCGGGUGGAUGCGCUCUCUCCGUGCGUGUACGUGUGUGUGAACGUUGCUGUACUUGCGCAUGUGUGUACCACGUGCGUGCACCCAAUGGCGAACUUCAUCGACACAGUCUAGGUGUGUACGGCGAAAAGGGGGUGGAUGCGCUCUCUUCGUGUGUGUACGUGUAGGUGUGUAUGUGUAUUUUGCUGGACUUGUACAUGCGUGUAUCACGUGCGUGCACCCAAUGGCGAACUUCAUCGGCGCAGUCUAGACAGACGUGUAGACGGCGGAGAGGUGGCUGCACUCUCUUUGUACGUGUACGUGUGUGUGUACUUUGCAGUACUUGUGUGCGCGUGUAUUACGUGUGUGCACGUGCUGGAUGUCGGUAUUCCCCAUUGAGCAUGCGUUCGCUCGCAUGCAUUUCAGUCUGUUCAUACAAUUUUAUACAACCACGACAAACAACAGCAAGAAUGUAUAUGCUUCAUACGUUCAUACUGUUAUAAAACUGACCUCUUGCUUCAAUUCGUUUCUCACACAUUUUAAUUAUUGAGUAGGCAUGCUGCAUCAUCACAUGUCAUGAAAGAUUUUUCUAAUCAAUGUACAUAAAACCAUACUUCAUAUUCUGUGCAAUGUUGACAUGGGGAGAAUGUAUAUUAACAAAAUAUAAAAGAAACUGGAUAUAAAUCUCAA